UGAGGAGGUGCGAUUUCGCGCGUUCACCGCGAUUCCGAAUUGCAUUUCUGACAGAUUCCGACAGCGGCGAGCGCGCUGGCACCGGGGAGCCGCUUGCCAAGGUGAUAAUCGAGCGGGCGAGUCUGUUCGCGACGACGAGAGGCCGACGAGAUGUCCGUGAUGGGUAAGCCGGUGCUCUACUCCUACUGGCGGAGUUCCUGCUCGUGGAGGGUGAGAAUUGCGUUGAAUCUGAAGGAGAUACCGUACGACAUAAAGCCGGUGAGCCUGGUGAAGAGCGGCGGGGAGCAGCAUUCCAAUGAGUUCCGCGAGAUCAAUCCGAUGGAGCAGGUCCCGGCGCUGCACAUCGACAAUCACACGCUAAUAGAGUCUUUAAAUAUCCUGCAAUACUUGGAGGAGACCAGGCCGAGUCGCCCGCUGAUGCCGGCGGAUCCCGUCAAGAGGGCUAGGGUGAGGGAGAUUUGCGAGGUGAUCGCCAGUGGCAUCCAGCCGCUGCAGAAUCUCACGAUUCUGAUCUACGUCGGGGAGGAGCGCAAAAAGGAAUGGGCGCAGCAUUGGAUCACCAGGGGAUUUACAGCCGUGGAAAAGUUAUUAUCGUCGAGCGCGGGCAAAUAUUGCGUCGGCGAUGAGAUCACGUUAGCGGACUGUUGCCUGGUACCACAAAUAUUCAACGCACGGAGGUUUCACGUCGACCUCAGACCCUUCCCGACGAUCCUUAGGGUGGACCGUCAUUUGGAGCACCAUCCGGCCUUCACCGCGGCUCACCCCAACAACCAGCCCGACUGUCCGCCUGAGGCGACCAAGUAGCAAGCGAGGCAGACCACCCUUUUCCUCUUCUAAUAUCCUUUAGAAGAGCGAAGGGAGGUGGUCCGACAUCAUGUGGUUUCAUAGUGACAAAAGGUGACAAAUCCGCCGUUCAUUCGUCCUCGUCCAGAUUUUUAACGUGACGCGUGCGGCUCGUCGAACCUCGUAUAUUAUCGCGAAUGAGAGAUCGUAAGACCUCUCCGAGAAAAAGCGCUGAAUCGAGCUCAUUGAGUCCGGACCGCCGGUCGCAAAAUUUUAUCCGGAGGAGAGACAGCAGUUGCAAUCGAGAGUUGAGUUUAAAUUUCGGAAAGGUGUAUGCGUGCUUAGCCACAAAAAGAUUGCAGCACUUUUUUCCCUAUAAUAAUAUUCCGAAUUUUCCCUAUAAUAAGUUUCCGAACGUAUCCCAUGUCCAAUUCCCCCCCCCCCCUCUCUCCCUCUUUCUUUCUCUCGUAGAGUAAUGCUCUCGUAGAGUAAUGCUUCCAGGAGUCCCGUAAAAGAUCCCCAACACCAGUAUCCGGGUGUACACUUAGUAGUGUCGUGAAGAUUGAUCACGCUGCGGCAGCGUGUGCACGAGAAGUUGAUUUUAAUUCGACGCCGUCGGUCUGCAGAUUGUGUUCCUUCGAUAAAAAUUACACUUGCGCGUCCCAGUCCGAGGAUAUCGUUAGAUCGGUAAAGCAGCACCUUUUGUCACUUAUGAACUGCGUUCCGGUAUUGAAAUGGUUAGCGGCCGGUCGACAGAAGCGAGCAUCAGAGGCCGCGGUAGCCUCUCGAUCUUCUACGCCAUUUCCGUACUCGUACAUAAAAAUAAGAAAGGGGGGAUAAUAUCGGGCCUACUUUUAAGUUCUUUGUUACGUUUUUCUACGGGUUUUUAUCGUCAAUCGAAAUUUAUCCUUCACGCGAUAUUUUUACACGAUAUUUUGUAAGAUAUAUCGACCUAUUCUAAAUAGGUUCUGUUGAAAUCAAAAGUUUACUUUUUAUAUAUAUACUUAUAAAUUUUUUAUUUGACUUCUUUCGCGCUGACAUAGCGUAAGGAAAAGAGGAUGUUGCCUAUAUUGAAUCAUAGUGAACGCCCCGAGAUCUUCGCAUCGGUAACAUAUAUAGAAUAGUGAUUCGUACUUACGUGAUAUCGAGUAGCGCAUGCAGCAGACAAAAAUUCGUAACGCGAAGCGAUCCACAAUUCGAAAGGGGGAUGUGUAAUAAAAGGGAAAUUUGCGCUCCGCACAAUGUGUAUCUCCCGACGUGUAAAAGAAGAGAGUACAAAUCGCAUGUUUCCUUUGACAUUCCGGAUGUAUCGUAUCUUCCUCGAGAGGAAAAUCGCUUUUCGCGAGCACGUAAAGAAAAAAACUGCUCGCGAAAACGGUGACUGUGCCGGAUUACUACCGCAAUGCUGGACUGCCCGCCAAUUGGAAUUACGUUUACACAAUUGAGAACCGCGCGGUCAUCGAUGAUCUCGCGCGUUCGCAACCGCGAGGAUCGUGAAAAUGUGCCAUUGAAAUGCCGUUUACUACACCGAGGGGGGAAAAUAUCCGAGAAAUUAAAAGUAUUUGUCCGGUGGGUGGUACUAAUAACAUAUUUACUUGUAUUAAUAUACACUAAGUUCUUACACUAAGAAGAAAAUUCUUUUCACGUAAGAAAAUAUAAAUUUACUUAAAUCUAGCUUCACAUGAGAACAAUUGUUUAUCGCAUAAUAAGAUAUAUAAAUAAUUAAAUAGAAGAAUUUAGAUCGAAGUUAAUACAUAUCCCAAGUAGCACAGAAGUCAGAAAAUCCUUUAGACGUCUUUUGGACUUUUGUGUUUUUUCGGGGUAUCGAUCAUGUAAUUUCACGCGAAAGAUUUCACUUUUCACCCUACCGGAAAAAAUAUUUCUUAUUUUCUGGACAUUUUUCUCCCAGUGUACACAUAGUACAAUCGCGUAUGUAUGGUCGCGCAAAUCAAACGGCGCACGGAGACGCCGCCGUCGAGACGCCAACGGAAUCAAAGUACACAAUUUUAUGCGCUCUCACAGUGUAACUGAGCGUCUCUCUAUCUCUAUCUCUCCCUUUCUCUCUCUCCGGUUUCGAGAACAUGAUGAAGCAGAGAUGCCGAUAUUUUUCACGGAUCCUUUUUAUAGAAAUCGCUCGUUGUAAAGCGCGCUGUUGUUAUCGCGUAGCCGCGUACUUCGAAGGAUUUUGUACGUCAACGUGCGUAUAAAUGUAUAUGCGCGCCGCUUUCUCAAACGCGUUACGCUCCUAAGCCCGAGAGACUCCUCUGAUAGAUAUCGAGAAACACAAUCGGAUUUCAUUGGAAUUCUUCCUUAUUGCCGCAUUAACCUUCCGCCGCCGCUGGCACUCACGAAACAUGUCACGUCGCACUCGCGUCGGAAAACUCACACGUCGACACAACGUCGAUGAUUUUUGAACUCCAUGUAUGUCGCGCACGUUGUAACUGCCUUCUUAUACUGAGACUUCGACGAGUACUUCUUCCAUGUAGCCUCCAGCCUUCGCAAUUAUUUUUCUAUAGGAGAUAUAGUAUCGUAAUAACGAAGGUAUACACUUCUUUGUGCGCUUUCUAAUGGAAGAUGAAAAAAAGGACUAAAUAUAUAUAUAUAUAUAUAUAGAUAUAUAUAGAUAUAUACAUAGAAUCGUCGCAACACACUCUUAGAGCCAUGGCGCAUACAAAAAACACAAGGAAUAAGACGUAAGCAGAAGUAAGUGAACUGACCAACCACAAUCUAUUAUUCUUCGACCGUAAGGAGAAUAGUCGACUAUGUGAUCGGUGAGUUUGCUCACGUUCCGUGUGUGCCACGGGCCUUAAAGUCUACGUCCUACAUAUAGCACCCGGGACAAGCAAGAACGUACAUUCCGUGUUACACACGUACGCACGCACAGUAUCAGCGCUACUAUCUAGUCAUUCAAGUCGCCUCUUGUCACUUGGCAAGUCAACACAAAAUUCACUAUUGUCCAAAAUGGCUCACUACAGCCACUUUUCUCUCGAACUGCCGUUAAAUUUGUAAAAUAUAGGCGGUUUUAUAUAUGUUUUUAUGCCGUCUCGUCUGCUGCCGAUUGCUCCGAAAGCGCAUUUAUAUCAUUUACGUCCUUGCUCUUUUCUUUGUUGUGAACUUUUAAAUUGUAUUCCAUGAAAAGAACUUGCUAUAUGUUAGAUUAUCCAAAGAUAAUCCUAGUAAGAUAAGUGUUAUUUUCUCACUUAAAUGGCCUUAGUUACAGAAUUGGACAAAAAUGACACUUUUUGGUCACUAUGUUUGAAAGGUCACUUUUUCUGCCAAGAAGUGGCCACUGUCUCACUCUUCUUGUUCCGGUGACUAGAUGGCAGCGCUGCAAUACAUACAUGCGUAGCAUACAUAUACACAAAGCCACACAACAGACGUAUAUUAAUCAACCGAGUGGUUAGAUAAUAAUGUAUAUAAUCUUUAUACGAACCAUACUUCCCCCGGGAAUUCCGCUCCGCGCGAACGUCCACCGGCAACAAGACAGCAAGUGUACGGCCAAAUCGAAACUGCAGUUGUGCAUGUCCGCUUCCUUUUUUUUGUACGACUAACGUCAUAGUACUACGUGAUUUGAUUUACGGGGAGAAACGCGAACAAAGUAAGAGUCUCUGUCACAUUGCGUUAUAACUUUCUCGCUUUUAUUAUUGUAACUGAGAACGAAAAGAAGACUUGAGUAUUCGCCACUUAAGCGAAUGCUCGUUAACGUGUUAACGCGCGGGAUCUCGCGUCUGAACGCGAUCCUGCGGCUGCCGCGUCGAGUCUCCGUUCCAGCAUUUUCGCAUACAAGGAUCUGAAGAAAAGGGACGAAGGAUUGACCGUGAAAGUGGAAAGUUGAUUUCGUCGAGAACGAACUGUGACUUAUCGUGAUAAGCGGUAAUUUGCAAUACGGGACGCAAUCAACGUGUAAAAUAUUACAGGCAGAUUUCUCAUUUGAAUUUGAGGCCUCCUCAUAUAAGAAUUUCGAUGUUUACGAUAAUUUUCUGAUCUUUCGUAUCAAGUAUCUUCAUAACUAAUUUUAGAAUCACAGUAUUGCUAUGAUAUACUCAGUAAGCAAGAAACAUUAAAUCGAUGAUAGAGGAAUCGUCGUUCUUAAUAUUUCGCAUACUGAUUGCGUUCUCGAAAGCAUCUAAUUUGCAUUGUAGUUUUCGUGCGAAAACCUCGUGUAUACCUCGAGCGUCGCUCAUAUUCCGUAAAUAAGAGCGAAAACGGACGACGUUCAUUCCGGUUUAUUACAAUGCGAGUGUCGUCUCCAUUUUCAUCUUUCUCACAUCGCUCGCGCGCAGUGUAGUCGUCCGAUACGACCUCGCAAAUGUGAGCUCGCCCUUUACAUCGCUUUCACGAACUGAUUGCACAUGCAGUUGGCAAUAUAUACCGCUGUAUAGUCCGACGAGGUAAUGGCAAUAAGCGUAAUCUCCUCUCCCGCCCACAAUGGUCCCUAAGAUAGACUUUUUGAAAAGGCGUAGCGUUUGUAAGAGGAUGCAUGAGAUCGUUAGGUAUGAGCAAAUGAGAGUGUACAAUAAUAAUAAUAAUUAUAAUUAUAACAAUAAAAUAAUAUUAAUGAUAAUAUUAAUGAUAAUAUAAUAAUAAUAAUAAUAAUAAUAGUGACACACAUGUCAGUCCGAAGCAGCACGGGGCGCGUAGAUAAUUCGCGAGCGAAAACGAUCACCGUACAUUCGCACCGCUUCUAGCGAGUAAAAGGAAUCUGUGUCAUAGUGUAUGUAUAUUACUUUGUAGUAGCGCGACGAAAGAUCAAAAGAACAGUACGGUGCAUUCAGCCAAGCGACGUACAUCCACCCACACACAACAUAUAUACAUACACACAUACAUACGUGUACACUUAUAUUGUCACCCGAAUAAAGCUGCGUUUUCGUCUGUAGUGGUAUACUUUUUAUUGCGAGCGAGUCCCACUGUAACUGAGAUCUGCAAAAUACAAACGCUCUCACGAUUA
Dinoponera quadriceps is the source of this 5731-nucleotide messenger RNA. RefSeq names its product probable maleylacetoacetate isomerase 2. The record is from RefSeq and is a predicted model, not a curated record. Gene Ontology annotation, biological process: L-phenylalanine catabolic process; glutathione metabolic process. The coding region runs from base 151 to 804 and encodes 217 amino acids. Gene Ontology annotation, cellular component: mitochondrion; cytoplasm. NCBI's taxonomy places the organism in Eukaryota, Metazoa, Arthropoda, Insecta, Hymenoptera, Formicidae. Gene Ontology annotation, molecular function: maleylacetoacetate isomerase activity; glutathione transferase activity. The transcript has 5 exons.